This is a messenger RNA of Lucilia sericata (common green bottle fly), 25371 nucleotides long. Its product is annotated as mucin-17-like. Bases 1 to 25221 code for a protein of 8406 amino acids. NCBI's taxonomy places the organism in Eukaryota, Metazoa, Arthropoda, Insecta, Diptera, Calliphoridae. The transcript is spliced from 3 exons. The record is from RefSeq and is a predicted model, not a curated record.
AUGAUGCAAAAGUGUUUACUUCUAUUGAGUGCACUAGUAGUAGUGACAACAUCGUUAACUUAUUACGGAAAACCAUAUAUACGCAUACGUCAAGGUGACAAACCAAAUCAAUUAAUAAUAAAUAUACGACAUCCUUGCACGAACGAAACACGCACUAAGAUCCAUGAACAUUGUACAACCACAACAACGAAACCUAGAGAAGAUAAAUGCUAUGAUGAAUCUGGUGGCCUUAAAGGAGGUGGUGAGACCACAACAGCUGUAUUAGUAUCACAAAGCACUGAAAGUGAGUGGAUAACCGAAAGGUCCACUCCCCAAUCUGAAGAUCUUUUGAGUACAAUUACAUCGCCGCAAACCACUUUGCCCCAAAAUAUCACGACAUCAGAUUGUCAAGACUCUACUGAAUGCAACAACGACUGCGAAAAUUCGGAAAGCUGCAAUAUAUAUCCAGAUAGCCAAGAAAAAGACUGCAGCGAGUCCAGUAGCUGCAAUUUAUCCGACAGUGUACAAAGGGACUGUAAAAGUUCCGAAAGUUGCAGCUCAUCUUCGGAAAGUGAAGACAAAGACUGCAGUAAAACAAACCAAUGUGACUCGUCAUCAGAAAGUAAAUCACAAAAUUGUAUGGAGUCAAGAAGUUGCGACACUUCAGUAAGUACAGAAAUGGACUGUAAAUCAUCACAAAGUUGCGAUAGUUCACCUGAAAGUAAAGAUAAAGACUGUGAAAGUUCAAAAAGUUGUGGCGACUCAUCCGAAAGUAAGGAACCACACAGCAAAGAAAAAAGCUGCGGUGACUCCAUUACUUGUGACAUUUCAUCAGAAAGUAAGUCACACGAAUGUACACUGCCGAAAAAUUGUGACUCCUCAUCAGAAAUUGAAGAACCAGAAUGUAAAUCGAGUUGCAAUAGUUCAUCAGAAAGUAAAGAAAAUUCCUGUGAAAAAUCGAAAUCUUGCGACAGCCAGGAAAAAGAAUGCGACUCGUCGACGGAAACUAAAGAAAUCAAUUGCAAUUACAACUCUACAGUAAGGACACCCACUAUACCUUCCAUGACGGAGCUUAGCACCACUCCACAAACAACCGAGGAAUUGGCAGAACUGUCAACUGAAAACCCCCACCCCACAACUCCCCAGACAACUGGCCUAAGUGAUGUAGAAACCACUAGAUCUAGAACGUUUACGACAGAGGAAUCUACAGAAGAGUUGUCAACUGAAGCACCUCUCACCACAAUUCCACAGCCAACAGGCCCAAGUGAUGUAGAAACUACUAGAUCUAGAAUGACUACGACAGAGGAAUCUACGGAAAAGUUGUCAACUGAAACACCUCUGACCACAAUCCCACACACAACUGAUAUAGAUGAUGUAGAAACUACUGGCUCUGGAAUUUCUAUAACAAAGUCAUCAACAGAAGAGUGGUCAACUGAAACACCUCUGACCACAAUUCCACAAACAACUGGCACAAGUGAUGUAGAAACUACAAGAUCUGGAAUGACUACGACAGAGGAAUCUACAGAAGAGAUGUCAACUAAACUACCUCGGACCACAAUUCCACAAACAACUGAUGUAGAAUCUACUACAUAUGGAAUGUCUACGACAGAUGAAUCUACAGAAGAGUUGUCAACUGAAACACCUUUGGCCACAAUUCCACAGACAACUGGACCAAGUGAUGUAGAAACUACUAGAUCUAGAAUGACUACGACAGAGGAAUCUACAGAAGAGAUGUCAACUAAACUACCUCGGACCACAAUUCCACAAACAACUGAUGUAGAAUCUACUACAUAUGGAAUGUCUACGACAGAUGAAUCUACAGAAGAGUUGUCAACUGAAACACCUCUGACCAAAAUUCCACAGACAACUGGACCACGUGAUGUAGAAACUACUAGAUCUGGAAUGACUACGACAGAGGAAUCUACAGAAGAGAUGUCAAUUGAAACAACUCUCACUACAAUUCCACAGACAACCGAUGUAGCUGAUGCAGAAACUACUGGCUCUGGAAUUUCAACGACAAAGUCAUUCACAGAGGAGUUGUCAACUGAGAAGCCUUUGACUACAAUUCCACAGACAACUGGCCUAAGUGAUGUAGAAACUACUAGAUCUGGAAUGUCUACGACAGAGAAAUCUACAGAAAAGAUGUCAACUAAAACACCUCUGACCACAAUUCCACAGACAACUGGCCCACCAAGUGAUAUAGAAACUACUAGAUCUGGAAUGUCUACGACAGAGGAAUCUACAGAAGAGUUUUCAACCGAAACACCAACUGUUGCAGAUGAUGUAGAAACCACUGACUCUGGAAUUACUACGACAAAGUCGUCAACAGAAGAGUUGUCAACUGAAACACCUCUUACAACGAUUCCACAGACAACUGGCCCAAGUGAUAUAGAAACUACUAGAUCUGGAAUGUCUACGAUAGAGGAAUCUACAGAAGAGUUCUCAACUGAAAUACCUCCCACCAAAAUUCCACAGACAACUGAUGUAGAUGAAGUACAAACUUCUGGCUCUGGAAUUUCUACGACAAAGUCAUCCACAGAAGAGUUGUCAACUGAAAAACCUCUAACCACAAUUCCACAGACAAGUGGCCCAAGUGCGGUAGAAACUACUAGCUCUGGAAUGUCUACGACAGAGGAAUCUACAGAAGAAAUGUCAACCAAACCAACACAGACCACAAUUCCGCAGACAACUGAUGUAGAUGAAGAAGAAACUACUACAUAUGGAAUGUCUACGGCAGAGGAAUCUUCAAAAGAGUUGUCAACUGCAACACCUUUCACCACAAUUCCACUGACAACUGGCCCAACUGAUGUAGAAACUACUAGACCUGGAAUGUCUACGACAGAGGAAUCAACAGAAGUGUUGUCAACUAAAACACCUCUGACCACAAUUCCACAGACAACUGAUGUAGAUGAUGUAGAAACUACUGGCUUAGUAUCUACUAGAUCUGGAAUGUCUACGCCACAGGAAUCUACAGAAGAGUUGUCAACUGAAAUACAUCCGACAACAGUUCCAAAGACAACUAGCGCAGAUCAUGUAGAAACUACUGGUUCUGGAUUGUCUACGACAGAGGAAUCUACGGAAGAGUUGUCAACUGAAAAACCUAUGACCACAAUUCCACAGACAACUGGCCCAAGUGCGGUAGAAACUACUAAAUCUGGAAUGUCUAUUACAGAGUUAUCUACAGAAGAGAUGUCAACUACACCAAUUCUGACUACAAUUCCACAGACAACUGGCCCAGGUGAUGUUGAAACAACUAGAUCUGGAAUGUCUACGACAGAGGAAUCUUUAGAAGAGUUGCCAACUGAAACACCUCUCACCACAAUUUCACAGACAACUGGCCCAAGUGACGUAAACACUACUAAGUCUGGAACGCCUACGAUAGAGGAAGAGUUGUCAACUGAAACACCUCUCCCUACAACUCCCGGCAACCCAGAGAAAGACUGCAGUGAGUCCAGCAGUUGCGAAUCAUCCCAGAGUAUAGAAAGGGACUGUAAAAAUUCCGAAAGUUGCAGCUCAUCUUCGGAAAGUGAAGAAAGUAAAUCACAAAAUUGUAUGGAGUCAAGAAGUUGCGACACUUCAGCAAGUAAAGAAAUAGACUGUAAAUCAUCACAAAGUUGCGAUAGUUCAUCUGAAAGUAAAGAUAAAGAGUGCGAAAGUUCAAAAAGUUGUAACGAUUCAUCCGAAAGUAAGGAACCACACAGCAAAGAAAAAAGCUGCGGUGACUCAAUUACUUGUGACACUUCAUCAGAAAGUAAGACACACGAAUGUACACUGUCGAAAAAUUGUGACUCCUCAUUAGAAAUUGAAGAACCAGAAUGUAAAUCAUCACAGAGUUGCAAUAGUUCAUCAGAAAGUAAAGAAAAUUCCUGUGAAAAAUCGAAAUCUUGCGACAGCCAGGAAAAAGAAUGCGACUCGUCGACGGAAACUAAAGAAAUCAAUUGCAGUUACAACUCUACAGUAAGAACACCCACUAUACCUUCCAUAACGGAACUUAGCACCACUCCACAAACAACCGAGGAAACGGUAGAAAUCACAACUGAAAACCCCCGCCCCACAACUCCCCAGACAACUGGCCUAAGUGAUGUAGAAACCACUAGAUCUAGAAUGUCUACGGCAGAGGAAUCUAAAGAAGAGUCGUCAACUGAAGCAUCUCUCACCACAAUUCCACAUACAACAGGCGCAAGUGAUGUAGAAACUACUAGAUCUGAAAUGUCUACGAGAGAGGAAUCUACAAAAGACUUUUCAACUGAAACACCUCUGACCACAAUUCCACACACAACAGAUAUAGAUGAUGUAGAAACAACUGGUUCUGGAAUUUCGACGACAAAGUUAUCAACAAAAGAGUUGUCAACUGAAACACCUCUUACAACAAUUCCACAGACAACUGGCCCAAGUGAUGUAGAAACUACUAGACCUGGAAUGUCUACGACAGAGGAAUCUUCAGAAGAGUUGUCAACUGAAACACCUCUGACCACAAUACCACAGACAACUGGCACAAGUGAUGUAGAAACUACUAGAUCUGGAAUGACUACGACAGAGGAAUCUACAGAAGAGAUGUCAACUAAACUACCUCGGACCACAAUUCCACAAACAACUGAUGUAGAUGAUGUAGAAACUACUACUUAUGGAAUGUCUACGACUGAUGAAUCCACAGAAGAGUUGUUAACUGAAAGACCUUUGACCACAAUUCCACAGACAACUGGAUCAAAAGAUGUAGAAACUACUAGAUCUGGAAUGUCUACGACUGAGGAAUCUACAGAAGAGUUGUCAACUGAAACCCCUCUCAUCACAAUUCCACAGACAACUGAUGUAGAUGAUGUAGAAGACACUGAUGGUGAUGUAGAAAAUACUAGAUCUGGAAUGUCUACGACAGAGAAAUCUACAGAAGAGAUGUCAACUAAACCAUCACAGACCACAAUUCCACAAAAAACUGAUGUAGAUGAUGUAGAAACUACUACAUUUGGAAUGUCUUCGACAGAUGGAUCUACAGAAGAGUUGUCAAUUGAAACACAUCUGCCCACAAUUCCACAGGCAACUGAUGUAGAUGAUGUAGUAACUACUGGCUCAGGAAUUUCUACGACAAAGUUAUCAACAAAAGAGUUGUCAACUGAAACACCUCUCAUCACAAUUCCACAGACAACAGGCCCAAGUGAUGUAGAAACUACUAGAUCUGAAAUGUCUACGAGAGAGGAAUCUACAAAAGACUUUUCAACUGCAACAACUAUGACCACAAUUCCACACACAACAGAUAUAGAUGAUGUAGAAACAACAGGUUCAGGAAUUUCUACGACAAAGUUAUCAACAGAAGAGUUGUCAACUGAAACACCUCUUACAACAAUUCUACAGACAACUGGCCCAAGUGAUGUAGAAACUACUAGACCUGGAAUGUCUACGACAGAAAAAUCUACAGAAGAGUUGUCAACUAAACUACCUCGGACCACAAUUCCACAGACAACUGAUGAAGAUGAUGUAGAAACUACUACAUAUGGAAUGUCUUCGACAGAUGGAUCUACAGAAGAGUUGUCAACUGAAACGCAUCUGACUACAAUUCCACAGACAAUUGCCCCAAGUGAUGUAGAAACUACAAGAUCUGGAAUGUCUACGACAGAGGAAUCUACAGAAAAGUUGUCAACUGAAACACCUCUCAUGACAAUACCACAGACAACUGGCCCAAGAGAUGCAGAAACUACUAGACCUAGAAUGUCUACGACAGAGGAAUCUACAGAAGAGUGGUCAACUAAAGUACCUCUCACCACAAUUCCACAGACAAUUGAUGUAGAUGAUGUAGAAAACACUGGGUCUGGAAUUUCUACGACAAAGUCAUUCACAGAAGACUUGUCAACUGAAAAGCCUCUGACCACAGUUCCACACAAAACUGGCAAAAGUGAUGUAGAAACUACUAGAUCUGGAAUGUCUACGACAGAGGAAUCUACAGAAGAGAUGUCAACUAAUCCACCUCUGACCACAAUUCCACAGACAACUGAUGUAGAUGAUGUAGAAACUACUACAUAUGGAAUGUCUUCGACAGAUGGAACUACAAAAGAGUUGUCAACUGAAACGCAUCUGACCACAAUUCCACAGACAACUGAUAUAGAUGAUGUAGUAACUACUGGCUCAGGAAUUUCUACGACAAAGUUAUCAACAAAAGAGUUGUUAACUGAAACACCUCUUACAACAAUUCCACAGACAACUGUCCCAAGUGAUAUAGAAACUACUGGCUCUGUAAUUUCUACUACAAAGUCAUCAACAGAAGAGUUGUCAACUAAACAACCUCAGACCAAAAUUCCACAGACAACUGAAGUAGAUGAUAUAGAAGGUACUACAUAUGGAGUGUCUACGACAGAUGAAUUCACAGAAGAUUUGUCAACUAAUCCACCUCAAACCACAAUUCCACGGACAACUGAUGUAGUUGAUGUAGAAACUACUGGCUCUGGAAUUUCUGCCACUACAGAAGAGUUGUCAACUAAACCACCUCAGACCACAAUUCCAGAGACAACUGAUGUAGAUGAUGAAGAAAUUACUGGGUCUGGAAUUUCUUCCACAAGGUCAUCGACAGAAGAGUUGUCAACUGAAACACCUCUCACCACAAUUCCACAAACAACUGGCCCAAGGGAUGUAGAAACUACUAGAUCCAGAAUGUCUACGACAGAGGAAUCUACAGAAGAUUUGUCAACUAUAAAACCUUUGACCACAAUACCACACAAAACUGACGUAGAUGAUGUAAAAACUACUGGCUCUGGAAUUUCUAGGACAAAGUCAUCAACAGGAGAGUUGUCAACUGAAAGACGUCUGACCACAAUUCCACAGACAACUGGCACAAGUAAUGUAGAAACUACUAGAUCUGGAAUGUCUACGACAAAGGAAUCUACAGAAGAGUUGUCAGCUGUAACACAUCUGACCACAAUUCCACACACAACUGAUUUAGAUGAUGCAGAAACUACUGGCUUUGGAAUUUCUACGACAAAGUCAUCAACAGAAAAGUUGUCAACUGAAAGACCUCUGACCACAAUUCCACAGACAACUGGCACAAGUGACGUAGAAACUACUAGAUCUGGAAUGUCUACGACAGAGCACUCUACAGGAGAGAUGUCAUCCAAACCACCACAGACCACAACUCCACAGAAAACUGAUGUAGAUGAUGCAGAAACUACAACAUAUGGAAUGUCUUCGACAGAUGGAUCUACAGAAGAGUUGUCAAUUGAAACACCUCUGACCACAAUUCCACAGACAACUAAUAUAGAUGAUGUAGUAACCACUGGCUCAGGAAUUUCUACGACAAAGUUAUCAACAAAAGAGUUGUCAACUGAAACACCUUUUACAAAAAUUCCACAGACAACUGUCACAAGUGAUGUAGAAACUACUAAAACUGGAAUGUCUACGACAGAGGAAUCAACAGAAGAGUUGUCAACUAAAACACCUCUGACCACAAUUCCACAGACAACUGGCCCACCAAGUGAUAUAGAAACUACUAGAUCCGGAAUGUCUACGACAGAGGAAUCUACAGAAGAGUUUUCAACCGAAACACCAACUGAUGCAGAUGAUGUAGAAACCACUGGCUCUGGAAUUACUACGACAAAGUCGUCAACAGAAGAGUUGUCAACUGAAACACCUUUCACCACGAUUCCACAGACAACUGGCCCAAGUGAUGUAGAAACUACUAGAUCUGGAAUGUCUACGACAGAAAAAUCUACAGAAGAGUUGUCAUCUGUAACACCUCUCACCAGAAGUCCACACACAACUGAUUUAGAUGGUGCAGAAACUACUGGCUUUGGAAUUUCUUCGACAAAGUCAUCAACAGAAGAGUUGUCAAAUGAAAAACCUCUGACCACAAUUCCACAGACAACUGGCCCAAGUGAUAUAGAAACUACUAGAUCUAGAAUGUCUACGACAGAGGAAUCUACAGAAGAGUUGUCAACUGUAACACAUCUGACCACAAAUCCACACACAACUGAUUUAGAUGAUGCAGAAACUACUGGCUUUGGAAUUUCUACGACAAAGUCAUCAACAGAAAAGUUGUCAACUGAAACACCUCUCACCACAAUUCCACAGACAACUGGCCCAAGUGAUGUAGAAACUACUAGAUCUGGAAUGUCUAUGACAGAGGAAUCUACAGAAGAGAUGACAACCAAACCACCACAGACCACAAUUACACAGAAAACUGAUAUAGAUGAUGUAGAAACUUCAACAUAUGGAAUGUCUUCGACAGAUAGAUCUACAGAAGAGUUGUCAGCUGAAACACAUCUGACCACAAUUCCACAGACAACUGAUAUACAUGAUAUAGAAACUACUGGCUCAGAAAUUUCUACGACAAAGUUAUCAACAAAAGAGUUGUCAACUGAAACACCUCUUACAACAAUUCCACAGACAACUGUCACAAGUGAUGUAGAAACUACUAGAACUGGAAUGUCUACGACAGAGGAAUCAACAGAAGAGUUGUCAACUAAAACACCUCUGACCACAAUUCCACAGACAACUGGCCCACCAAGUGAUAUAGAAACUACUAGAUCUGGAAUGUCUACGACAGAGGAAUCUACAGAAGAGUUUUCAACCGAAACACCAACUGAUGCAGAUGAUGUAGAAACCACUGGCUCUGGAAUUACUACGACAAAGUCGUCAACAGAAGAGUUGUCAACUGAAACACCUCUUACAACGAUUCCACAGACAACUGGCCCAAGUGAUAUAGAAACUACUAGAUCUGGAAUGUCUACGAUAGAGGAAUCUACAGAAGAGUUGUCAACUGAAAUACCUCUCACCAAAAUUCCACAGACAACUGAUGUAGAUGAAGUAGAAACUACUGGCUCUGGAAUUUCUACGACAAAGUCAUCCACAGAAGCGCUGUCAACUGAAAAACCUCUAACCACAAUUCCACAGACAAGUGGCCCAAGUGCGGUAGAAACUACUAGAUCUGGAAUGUCUACGACAGAGGAAUCUACAGAAGAAAUGUCAACUAAACCAACACAGACCACAAUUAGGCAGACAACUGAUGUAGAUGAAGAAGAAACUACUACAUAUGGAAUGUCUACGGCAGAGGAAUCUUCAAAAGAGUUGUCAACUGCAACACCUUUCACCACAAUUCCACUGACAACUGGCCCAACUGAUGUAGAAACUACUAGACCUGGAAUGUCUACGACAGAAGAAUCAACAGAAGAGUUGUCAACUAAAACACCUCUGACCACAAUUCCACAGACAACUGAUGUAGAUGAUAUAGAAACUACUGGCUCAGUAUCUACUAGAUCUGGAAUGUCUACGCCACAGGAAUCUACAGAAGAGUUGUCAACUGAAACACCUCCGACAACAGUUCCAAAGACAACUAGCGUAGGUCAUGUAGAAACUACUAGAUCUGGAUUGCCUACGACAGAGGAAUCUACAGAAGAGUUGUCAACUGAAAAACCUAUGACCACAAUUCCACACACAACUGGCCCAAGUGCGGUAGAAACUACUAGAUCUGGAAUGUCUAUUACAGAGGUAUCUACAGAAGAGAUGUCAACUACACCAAUUCUGACUACAAUUCCACAGACAACUGGCCCAGGUGAUGUUGAAACAACUAGAUCUGGAAUGUCUACGACAGAGGAAUCUUUAGAAGAGUUGUCAACUGAAACACCUCUCACCACAAUUACACAGACAACUGGCCCAAGUGACGUAAACACUACUAAGUCUGGAACGUCUACGAUAGAGGAAGAGUUGUCAACUGAAACACCUCUCCCUACAACUCCCGGCAACCCAGAGAAAGACUGCAGUGAGUCCAGUAGUUGCGAAUUAUCCCAGAGUAUAGAAAGGGACUGUAAAAAUUCCGAAAGUUGCAGCUCAUCUUCGGAAAGUGAAGAAAGUAAAUCACAAAAUUGUAUGGAGUCAAGAAGUUGCGACACUUCAGUAAGUAAAGAAACAGACUGUAAAUCAUCACAAAGUUGCGAUAGUUCAUCUGAAAGUAAAGAUAAAGAGUGUGAAAUUUCAAAAAGUUGUGACGAUUCAUCCGAAAGUAAGGAACACAGCAAAGAAAAAAGCUGCGGUGACUCCAUUACUUGUGACACUUCAUCAGAAAGUAAGUCAUAUGAAUGUUCACUGUCGAAAAAUUGUGACUCCUCAUCAGAAAUUGAAGAACCAGAAUGUAAAUCAUCACAGAGUUGCAAUAGUUCAUCAGAAAGUAAAGAAAAUUCCUGUGAAAAAUCGAAAUCUUGCGAUAGCCAGGAAAAAGAAUGCGACUCGUCGACGGAAACUAAAGAAAUCAAUUGUAGUUACAACUCUACAGUAAGAACACCCACUAUACCUUCCAUAACGGAACUUAGCACCACUCCACAAACAACCGAGGAAACGGCAGAAAUCUCAACUGAAAACCCCCUCCCUACAACUCCCCAGACAACUGGCCUAAGUGAUGUAGAAACCACUAGAUCUAGAAUGUCUACGACAGAGGAAUCUACAGAAGAGUCGUCAACUGAAGCAUUUCUCACCACAAUUCCACAUACAACAGGCCCAAGUGAUGUAGAAACCACUAGAUCUGACAUGUCUACGAGAGAGGAAUCUACAAAAGACUUUUCAACUGCAACACCUCUGACCACCAUUCCACACACAACAGAUAUAGAUGAUGUAGAAACAACUGGUUCUGGGAUUUCUACGACAAAGUUAUCAACAGAAGAGUUGUCAACUGAAACACCUCUUACAACAAUUCCACAGACAACUGGCCCAAGUGAUGUAGAAACUACUAGGCCUGGAAUAUCUACGACAGAGGAAUCUUCAGAAGAGUUGUCAACUGAAACACCUCCGACCACAAUACCACAGAAAACUGGCACAAGUGAUGUAGAAACUACUAGAUCUGGAAUGACUACGACAGAGGAAUCUACAGAAGAGAUGUCAACUGAUGUAGAUGAUGUAGAAACUACUACUUAUGGAAUGUCUACGACUGAUGAAUCUACAGAAGAAUUGUUAACUGAAAGACCUUUGACCACAAUUCCACAGACAACUGGAUCAAAAGAUGUAGAAACUACUAGACCUGGAAUGUCGACGACAGAGGAAUCUUCAGAAGAGUUGUCAACUGCAACACCUUUCACCACAAUCCCACAGACAACUGGCCCAAGUGAUGUAGAAACUACUAGAUCAGGAAUGUCUACGACUGAGGAAUCAACAGAAGAGUUGUCAACUGAAACACCUCUCAUCACAAUUCCACAGACAACUGGCCCAAGAGAUGCAGAAACUACUAGAUCUAGAAUGUCUUCGACAGAGGAAUCUACAGAAGACUUGUCAACUGUAACACAUCUGACCACAAUUCCACACACAACUGAUUUAGAUGAUGCAGAAACUACCGGCUUUGGAAUUUCUACGACAAAGUCAUCAACAGAAAAGUUGUCAACUGAAAGACCUCUGACCACAAUUCCACAGACAACUGGCCCAAGUGAUGUAGAAACUACUAGAUCUGGAAUGACUACGACAGAGGAAUCUACAGAAGAGAUGUCAACUAAACUACCUCGGACCAGAAUUCCACAAACAACUGAUGUAGAUGAUGUAGAAACUACUACUUAUAGAAUGUCUACGACUGAUGAAUCUACAGAAGAGUUGUUAACAGAAAGACCUUUGACCACAAUUCCACAGACAACUGGAUCAAAAGAUGUAGAAACUACUAGACUUGGAAUGUCUACGACAGAGGAAUCAACAGAAGAGUUUUCAACUGAAACACCUCUCAUCACAAUUCCACAGACAACUGGACCAAGAGAUGCAGAAACUACUAUAUCUAGAAUGUCUUCGAUAGAGGAAUCUACAGAAGAGUUGUCAACUGUAACACAUCUGACCACAAUUCCACACACAACUGAUGCAGAAACUACUGGCUUUGGAAUUUCUACGACAAAGUCAUCAACAGAAAAGUUGUCAACUGAAAGACCUCUGACCACAAUUCCACAGACAACUGGAUCAAAAGAUGUAGAAACUACUAGACCUGAAAUGUCGACGACAGAGGAAUCUGCAGAAGAGUUGUCAACUGCAACACCUUUCACCACAAUUCCACAGACAACUGGCCCAAGUGAUGUAGAAACUACUAGAUCUGGAAUGUCUACGACAGAGGAAUCAACAGAAGAGUUGUCAACUGAAAAACCUCUGACCACAAUUCCACAGACAACUGGCCCAAGUGAUGUAGAAACUACUAGAUCUAGAAUGUCUACGACAGAGGAAUCUACAGAAGAGUUGUCAACUGUAACACAUCUGACCACAAUUCCACACACAACUGAUUUAGAUGAUGCAGAAACUACUGGCUUUGGAAUUUCUACGACAAAGUCAUCAACAGAAAAGUUGUCCACUGAAAGACCUCUGACCACAAUUCCACAGACAACUGGCCCAAGUGAUGUAGAAACUACUAGUUCUGGAAUGUCUACGACAGAGGAAUCUUUAGUAGGGAUGUCAACCAAACCACCACAGACCACAAUUCCACAGAAAACUGAUAUAGAUGAUGUAGAAACUUCAACAUAUGGAAUGUCUUCGACAGAUAGAUCUACAGAAGAGUUGUCAGCUGAAACACAUCUGACCACAAUUCCACAGACAACUGAUAUACAUGAUGUAGAAACUACUGGCUCAGAAAUUUCUACGACAAAGUUAUCAACAAAUGAGUUGUCAACUGAAACACCUCUUACAACAAUUCCACAGACAACUGUCACAAGUGAUGUAGAAACUACUAGAACUGGAAUGUCUACGACAGAGGAAUCAACAGAAGAGUUGUCAACUAAAACACCUCUGACCACAAUUCCACAGACAACUGGCCCACCAAGUGAUAUAGAAACUACUAGAUCUGGAAUGUCUACGACAGAGGAAUCUACAGAAGAGUUUUCAACCGAAACACCAACUGAUGCAGAUGAUGUAGAAACCACUGGCUCUGGAAUUACUACGACAAAGUCGUCAACAGAAGAGUUGUCAACUGAAACACCUCUUACAACGAUUCCACAGACAACUGUCCCAAGUGAUAUAGAAACUACUAGAUCUGGAAUGUCUACGAUAGAGGAAUCUACAGAAGAGUUGUCAACUGAAAUACCUCUCACCAAAAUUCCACAGACAACUGAUGUAGAUGAAGUAGAAACUACUGGCUCUGGAAUUUCUACGACAAAGUCAUCCACAGAAGCGCUGUCAACUGAAAAACCUCUAACCACAAUUCCACAGACAAGUGGCCCAAGUGCGGUAGAAACUACUAGAUCUGGAAUGUCUACGACAGAGGAAUCUACAGAAGAAAUGUCAACUAAACCAACACAGACCACAAUUAGGCAGACAACUGAUGUAGAUGAAGAAGAAACUACUACAUAUGGAAUGUCUACGGCAGAGGAAUCUUCAAAAGAGUUGUCAACUGCAACACCUUUCACCACAAUUCCACUGACAACUGGCCCAACUGAUGUAGAAACUACUAGACCUGGAAUGUCUACGACAGAAGAAUCAACAGAAGAGUUGUCAACUAAAACACCUCUGACCACAAUUCCACAGACAACUGAUGUAGAUGAUAUAGAAACUACUGGCUCAGUAUCUACUAGAUCUGGAAUGUCUACGCCACAGGAAUCUACAGAAGAGUUGUCAACUGAAACACCUCCGACAACAGUUCCAAAGACAACUAGCGUAGGUCAUGUAGAAACUACUAGAUCUGGAUUGCCUACGACAGAGGAAUCUACAGAAGAGUUGUCAACUGAAAAACCUAUGACCACAAUUCCACACACAACUGGCCCAAGUGCGGUAGAAACUACUAGAUCUGGAAUGUCUAUUACAGAGGUAUCUACAGAAGAGAUGUCAACUACACCAAUUCUGACUACAAUUCCACAGACAACUGGCCCAGGUGAUGUUGAAACAACUAGAUCUGGAAUGUCUACGACAGAGGAAUCUUUAGAAGAGUUGUCAACUGAAACACCUCUCACCACAAUUACACAGACAACUGGCCCAAGUGACGUAAACACUACUAAGUCUGGAACGUCUACGAUGGAGGAAGAGUUGUCAACUGAAACACCUCUCCCUACAACUCCCGGCAACCCAGAGAAAGACUGCAGUGAGUCCAGUAGUUGCGAAUUAUCCCAGAGUAUAGAAAGGGACUGUAAAAAUUCCGAAAGUUGCAGCUCAUCUUCGGAAAGUGAAGAAAGUAAAUCACAAAAUUGUAUGGAGUCAAGAAGUUGCGACACUUCAGUAAGUAAAGAAACAGACUGUAAAUCAUCACAAAGUUGCGAUAGUUCAUCUGAAAGUAAAGAUAAAGAGUGUGAAAUUUCAAAAAGUUGUGACGAUUCAUUCGAAAGUAAGGAACACAGCAAAGAAAAAAGCUGCGGUGACUCCAUUACUUGUGACAUUUCAUCAGAAAGUAAGUCAUAUGAAUGUAUACUGUCGAAAAAUUGUGACUCCUCAUCAGAAAUUAAAGAACCAGAAUGUAAAUCAUCACAGAGUUGCAAUAGUUCAUCAGAAAGUAAAGAAAAUUCCUGUGAAAAAUCGAAAUCUUGCGAUAGCCAGGAAAAAGAAUGCGACUCGUCGACGGAAACUAAAGAAAUCAAUUGUAGUUACAACUCUACAGUAAGAACACCCACUAUACCUUCCAUAACGGAACUUAGCACCACUCCACAAACAACCGAGGAAACGGCAGAAAUCUCAACUGAAAACCCCCUCCCUACAACUCCCCAGACAACUGGCCUAAGUGAUGUAGAAACCACUAGAUCUAGAAUGUCUACGACAGAGGAAUCUACAGAAGAGUCGUCAACUGAAGCAUCUCUCACCACAAUUCCACAUACAACAGGCCCAAGUGAUGUAGAAACCACUAGAUCUGACAUGUCUACGAGAGAGGAAUCUACAAAAGACUUUUCAACUGCAACACCUCUGACCACCAUUCCACACACAACAGAUAUAGAUGAUGUAGAAACAACUGGUUCUGGGAUUUCUACGACAAAGUUAUCAACAGAAGAGUUGUCAACUGAAACACCUCUUACAACAAUUCCACAGACAACUGGCCCAAGUGAUGUAGAAACUACUAGGCCUGGAAUGUCUACGACAGAGGAAUCUUCAGAAGAGUUGUCAACUGAAACACCUCCGACCACAAUACCACAGACAACUGGCACAAGUGAUGUAGAAACUACUAGAUCUGGAAUGACUACGACAGAGGAAUCUACAGAAGAGAUGUUAACUGAAACACCUCUCAUCACAAUUCCACAGACAACUGGCCCAAGAGAUGCAGAAACUACUAGAUCUAGAAUGUCUUCGACAGAGGAAUCUACAGAAGACUUGUCAACUGUAACACAUCUGACCACAAUUCCACACACAACUGAUUUAGAUGAUGCAGAAAGUACCGGCUUUGGAAUUUCUACGACAAAGUCAUCAACAGAAAAGUUGUCAACUGAAAGACCUCUGACCACAAUUCCACAGACAACUGGAUCAAAAGAUGUAGAAACUACUAGACCUGGAAUGUCGACGACAGAGGAAUCUUCAGAAGAGUUGUCAACUGCAACACCUUUCACCACAAUCCCACAGACAACUGGCCCAAGUGAUGUAGAAACUACUAGAUCUGGAAUGACUACGACAGAGGAAUCUACAGAAGAGAUGUCAACUGAAACACCUCUCAUCACAAUUCCACAGACAACUGGCCCAAGAGAUGCAGAAACUACUAGAUCUAGAAUGUCUUCGACAGAGGAAUCUACAGAAGACUUGUCAACUGUAACACAUCUGACCACAAUUCCACACACAACUGAUGUAGAUGAUGUAGAAACUACUACUUAUGGAAUGUCUACGACUGAUGAAUCUACAGAACAAUUGUUAACUGAAAGACCUUUGACCACAAUUCCACAGACAACUGGAUCAAAAGAUGUAGAAACUACUAGACCUGGAAUGUCGACGACAGAGGAAUCUUCAGAAGAGUUGUCAACUGCAACACCUUUCACCACAAUCCCACAGACAACUGGCCCAAGUGAUGUAGAAACUACUAGAUCAGGAAUGUCUACGACUGAGGAAUCAACAGAAGAGUUGUCAACUGAAACACCUCUCAUCACAAUUCCACAGACAACUGGCCCAAGAGAUGCAGAAACUACUAGAUCUAGAAUGUCUUCGACAGAGGAAUGUACAGAAGACUUGUCAACUGUAACACAUCUGACCACAAUUCCACACACAACUGAUUUAGAUGAUGCAGAAACUACCGGCUUUGGAAUUUCUACGACAAAGUCAUCAACAGAAAAGUUGUCAACUGAAAGACCUCUGACCACAAUUCCACAGACAACUGGCCCAAGUGAUGUAGAAACUACUAGAUCUGGAAUGACUACGACAGAAGAAUCUACAGAAGAUAUGUCAACUGAACUACCUCGGACCACAAUUCCACAAACAACUGAUGUAGAUGAUGCAGAAACUACAACAUAUGGAAUGUCUUCGACAGAUGGAUCUACAGAAGAGUUGUCAACUGAAACACAUCUGACCACAAUUUCACAGACAACUAAUAUAGAUUAUGUAGUAACUACUGGCUCAGUAAUUUCUACGACAAAGUUAUCAACAAAAGAGUUGUCAACUGAAACACCUUUUAUAACAAUUCCACAGACAACUGUCCCAAGUGAUGUAGAAACUACUAUAUCUGCAAUGUCUACGACAGAGGAAUCUACAGAAGAGUUGUCUACUGAAACACCUCUCACCAGAAGGCCACACACAACUGAUAUAGAUGGUGCAGAAACUACUGGCUUUGGAAUUUCUACGACAAAGUCAUCAACAGAAGAGUUGUCAACUGAAGAACCUCUGACCACAAUUCCGUACACAACUGGCCCAAGUGAUGUAGAAUCUACUAGAUCUAUAAUGUCUACGACAGAGGAAUCUACAGAAGAGUUGUCAACUAAAAUACCUCUCACUACAAUUCCACAGACAACUGGCCCAAGUGAUGUAGAAACGACUAGAUCUGGAAUGUCUACGACAGAGGAAUCUUUAGAAGAGUUGUCAACUGAAACACCUCUCACCACAUUUCCACAGACAACUGGCACAAGUAAUGUAGAAACUACUAGGUCUGGAAUGUCGAUGACAGAGGAAUCUUUAGAAGAGUUGUCAACUGCAACACCUUUCACCACGAUUCCACAGACAACUGGCCCAAGUGAUGUAGAAACUACUAGAUCUGGAAUGUCUACGACAGAAAAAUCUAGAGAAGAGUUGUCAACUGAAACACCUCUCACCAGAAGUCCACACACAACUGAUAUAGAUGGUGCAGAAACUACUGGCUUUGGAAUUUCUACGACAAAGUCAUCAACAGAAGAGUUGUCAACUGAAAAACCUCUGACCACAAUUCCACAGACAACUGGCCCAAGUGAUAUAGAAACUACUAGAUCUAGAAUGUCUACGACAGAGGAAUCUACAGAAGAGUUGUCAACUGUAACACAUCUGACCACAAAUCAACACACAACUGAUUUAGAUGAUGCGGAAACUACUGGCUUUGGAAUUUCUACGACAAAGUCAUCAACAGAAAAGUUGUCAACUGAAACACCUCUCACCACAAUUCCACAGACAACUGUCCCAAGUGAUGUAGAAACUACUAGACCUGGAAUGUCUACGAAAAAGGAAUCUACAGAAGAGUGGUCAACUGAAACACCUCUCACCAGAAGUCCACACACAACUGAUAUAGAUGGAGCCGAAACUACUGGCUUUGGAAUUUCUACGACAAAGUCAUCAACAGAAGAGCUGUCUACUGAAAUACCUCCUACCACAAUUCAACACACAACUGGCCCAGGUGAUGUAGAAACUACUAUAUCUGGAAUGUCUACGACAGAGGAAUCUACGGAAGAGUUGUCAACUGAAACACCUCUCACCACAACUCCAAAGGCAACAGAUGUAGAAACUACUAGACCUGAAAUGUCUACGACGGAGGAAUCUACAGAAGAGAUGUCAACAAAACCACCACAGACCACAAUUUCAAAGACAACUGAUAUAGAAACUACUACAUAUGGAAUGUCUAUGACAGAUGAAUCUACAGAAGAUUUGUCAACUAAAACACAUCUGACCACAAUUCCACAGACAACUGAUGUAGAUGAUGUAGAAACCACUGGCACAAGCAUUUCUACGACAAGGUUAUCAACAGAAGAGUUGUCAACUGAAACACAUCUGACCACAAUUCCACAGACAACUGUCACAAGUGAUGUAGAAACUACUAGAACUGGAAUGUCUACGACAAAGUCAUCAACAGAAGAGUUGUCAACUGAAACACCUCUGACCACAAUUUCACAGACAACUCUCCCAAGUGAUACAGAAACUACUAGCUCUGGAAUUUCUUCGACAAAGUCAUCAACAGAAGAGUUGUCAACUGAAAAACCUCUGACCAUAAUUCCACACACAACUAAUGUAGAUGAUGUAGAAACUACUGGCUCCGGAAUUUCUACGACAAAGUCAUCAACAGAUGAGUUGUCAACUGAAAAACCUCUGACCACAAUUCCACAGACAACUGGUCCAAGUAUUGUAGAAACUACUAGAAUGUCUGGAAUGUCUACGACAAAGAAAUCUACAGAAGAGAUGUCAACUAAACCACAUCAGACAAUAAUUCUACAGACAACUGAUGUCGAUGAUGAAGAAACUACUGGGUCUGGAACUUCUUCGACAAGGUCAUCAACAGAAGAGUUGCCAACCGAAACACCUAUAACCACAAUUCCACAAACAUCUGGCCCAAGGGAUGUAGAAACUACUAGAUCUGGAAUUUCUACGACGGAAGAAUCAACAGAAGAGUUGUCAACUAUACCACCUCUGACCACAAUUCCACAGACAACUGGUCCAACUGAUGUAGAAACUACUAGAUCUGGAAUGUCUACGACAAAGCCAUCAACAGAAGAGUUGUCAACUAAAACACCUCUGACCACAAUUCCACAGACAACUGGACCAAGGGAUGCAGAAACUACUAGACCUGGAAUGUCUGCGACAGAGGAUUCUACAAAAGAGUUGUCAACUGAAACACCUCUGACCACAAUUCGAAAGACAACUAGCGCAGGUCAUGCAGAAACUACUGGUUCUGGAUUGUCUACGACAGAGAAAUCUACAAAAGAGUUGACCACAAUUUCACAGACAACUGAUGUAGAUGAUGUAGAAACUACUGUCUAUGAAAUUUCUACGAGAAAGUCAUCAACAGAAGAGUUGUCAACUGAAAAACCUAUGACCACAAUUCCACAGACAACUGGCAUAAGAGUGGUAGAAACUACUAGAUCUGGACUGUCUAUUACAGAGGUAUCUACAGAAGAGAUGUCAACUACACCAAUUCUGACCACAAUUCCCCAGACAACUGGCCCAAGUGAUGUAGAAACGACUAGAUCUGGAAUGUCUACGACAGAGGAAUCUUUAGAAGAGUUGUCAACUGAAACACCUCUCACCACAAUUUCACAGACAACUGGCCCAAGUGACGUAAACACUACUAAGUCUGGAACGCCUACGAUAGAGGAAGAGUUGUCAACUGAAACACCUCUCCCUACAACUCCCGGCAACCCAGAGAAAGACUGCAGUGAGUCCAGUAGUUGCGAAUUAUCCCAGAGUAUAGAAAGGGACUGUAAAAAUUCCGAAAGUUGCAGCUCAUCUUCGGAAAGAGAAGAAAGUAAAUCACAAAAUUGUAUGGAGUCAAGAAGUUGCGACACUUCAGUAAGUAAAGAAACAGACUGUAAAUCAUCACAAAGUUGCGAUAGUUCAUCUGAAAGUAAAGAUAAAGAGUGUGAAAGUUCAAAAAGUUGUGACGAUUCAUCCGAAAGUAAGGAACCACACAGCAAAGAAAAAAGCUGCGGUGACUCCAUUACUUGUGACAUUUCAUCAGAAAAAAUUAAAGAACCAGAAUGUAAAUCAUCACAGAGUUGCAAUAGUUCAUCAGAAAGUAAAGAAAAUUCCUGUGAAAAAUCGAAAUCUUGCGAUAGCCAGGAAAAAGAAUGCGACUCGUCGACGGAAACUAAAGAAAUCAAUUGUAGUUACAACUCUGCAGUAAGAACACCCACUAUACCUUCCAUAACGGAACUUAGCACCACUCCACAAACAACCGAGGAAACGGCAGAACUGUCAACUGAAAACCCCCUCCCCACAACUCUACCGACAACUGGCAUAAGUGAUGUAGAAACCACUAGAUCUAGAAUGUCUACGACAGAGGAAUCUAUAGAAGAGUUGUCAACUGAAGCACCUCUCACCACAAUUCCACAGCUAACAGGCCCAAGUGAUGUAGAAACUACUAGAUCUGGAAUGUCUACGACAGAGGAGUAUACAGAGGAGUUGUCAACUGAAACACUUCUGACCACAAUUCCACACACAACUUAUAUAGAUGAUGUAGAAACUACUGGCUCUGGAAUUUCUAUGACAAAGUCAACAACAGAAGAGUGGUCAACUAAAACACCUCUGACCACAAUUUCACAGACAACUGGCUCAAGAGAUGCAGAAACUACUAGAUCUGGAAUGUCUACAACAGAGAAAUCUACAGAAGAGCUGUCAACUGAAACACCUCUGACCACUAUUCCACAGACAACUGGCCCAAGUGAUGUAAAAACUACUAGAUCUGGAAUAUCUACAACAGAGAAAUAUACCGAAGAGCUUUCAAAUGAAACAUCUUUGACCACAAUUCCACAGACAACUGGCCCAAGUGAUAUAGAAACUACUAGAUCUGGAUUGUCUACGACAAAGGAAUCAACAGAAGAGUUGUCAACUGCAACACCUUUCACCACAAUUCCACAGACAACUGGCCCAAGUGAUAUAGAAACUACUAGACCUGGAAUGUCGACGAUAGAGAAAUCUACAGAAGAGAUGCCAACUAAAGCAACUCAGACCGCAAUUCCACAGACAACUGAUGAAGACGAUGUAGAAACAUAUGGAAUGUCUACGACAGCCGAAUCUACAGAAGAGUUGUCAACCGAAAAACCUCUGACCACUAUUCCACAGAAAAUUGAUGUGGAUGAUGUCGAAACUACUGGCUCUGGAAUUUCUACUACAAUGUCAUCAACAGAAGAGAUGUCCACUGAAAAACCUCUGACCACAAUUCCACAGACAACUGGCCCAAGUGAUAUAGAAACUACUAGAUCUGGAUUGUCUACGACAAAGGAAUCAAGAGAAGAGUUGUCAACUGCAACACCUUCCACCACAAUUCGACAGACAACUGUCCCAAGUGAUGUAGAAACUACUAGAUCUAGAAUGUCUUCGACAGAGGAAUCUACUGUUGCGAUGUCAACUAAACCACCUCAGACCACGAUUCCACAGACAAGUGGAUCAAGGGAUAUAGAAACUACUAGAUCUAGAAUUUCUACUACAGAAGAAUCUACCGAAAAGAUGUCAACUAAACCACCUCAGACCACAAUUCCACAGACAACUGGCCCAAGGGAUGUAGAAACUACUAGAUCUAGAAUGUCUACGACAGCCGAAUCUACAGAAGAGUUGUCAACUCUAACACUUCUGACCACAAUUCCACACACAACUGAUGUGGAUGAUGUAGAAACUACUGGCUCUGGAAUUUCUACUUCAAUGUCAUCAGCAGAAGAGUUGUCAACUGAAACACCUCAGACCACAAUUCCACAGACAACUGAUGUAGAUGAUGAAGAAACUACUGGGUCUGGGGUUUUUUCGACAAAGUCAUCAACAGAAGAGUUGUCAACUGUAACACCUCUGACCACAAUACCACAAACAACUGAUGUAGAAACUACUGGCACUGGAAUUUCUACAACAAAGCCAUCAACAGAAGAGUUGUCAACUGAAAGACCUCUGACCACAAUUCCACACAAAAGUGAUGUAGAUGAUGUAGAAACUACUGGCUCUGGUAUUUCUACGACAAAGUCAUCAACAGAAGAGUUGUCAACUGAAACACCUCUUACAACAAUUCCACAGACAACUGGCUCAAGUGAUAUAGAAACUACUAGAUCUGGAAUGUCUACGACAGAGGAAUCUACAGAAGAGUUGUCAACUGAAAUACCUCUCACCAAAAUUCCACAGACAACUGAUGUAGAUGAUGUAGAAACUACUGGCUCUGGAAUUUCUACGACAAAGUCAUCAACAGAAGAGUUGUCAACUGAAGAACCUCGGACCACAAUUCCACAGACAACUGGUCCAAGUAUUGUAGAAACUACUAGAUCUGGAAUGUAUACGACCGAGAAAUCUACAGAAGAGCUUUCAACUGAAACCCCUCUGGCAACUAUUUCACAGACAACUGGCCCAAGUGAUGUAGAAACUACUAGAUCUGGAAUGUCUACAACAGAGAAAUAUACAGAUCAGCUUUCAACUGAAGCACCUUUGACCACAAUUUUACAAACAACUGGACCAAGUGAUAUAGAAACUACUAGAUCUGGAUUGUCUACGACAGAGGAAUCUACGGAAGAGAUGUCAACUAAACCAACUCAGACCACAAUUCCACAGACAACUGAUGAAGGUGAUGUAGAAACUACUACAUAUGGAAUGUCUACAACAGAUGAAUCUACAGAAGAGUUGUCAUCUGAAACACCUGUGACCAUAAUUCCACACACAACUAAUGUAGAUGAUGUAGAAACUACUGGCUCUGGAAUUUCUACGACAAAGUCAUCAACAAAAGAGCUGUCAACUGAAAAACCUCUGACCACAAUUCCACAGACAACUGGCCCAAGUGUUGUAGAAACUACUAGAUCUGGAAUGUCGACGACAGACCAAUUUACAGAAGAGAUGUCAACUAAUCCAACUCAGACCAAAAUUCCACAGACAACUGAUGAAGAUGAAGUAGAAACUACUACAUAUGGAAUGUCUACUUCGGAUGAAUCUACAGAAGAGCUGUCAACUGAAACACCUCUGACCGCAAUUCCACAGACAACUGAUGUAGAUGAUGUACAAACUACCGGCUCUGAAAUUUCUUCGACAAAGUCAUCAACAGAAGAGCUGUCAACUGGAAUACCUCUAAGCACAAUUACACAGACAACUGGCCCAAGUAAUGUAGAAACUACUAGAUCUGGAAGGCCUACGACAGAGGAAUCUACAGAAGAGAUGUCAACUAAGCCACUUCAGACCACAAUUUCACAGACAACUGAUUUAGAUGAUGAAGGAACUACUACAUAUGGAAUGUCUACGACAGAUGAAUCUACAGAAGAGUUGUCAACUGAAACACCUCUGAUCACAAUUCCACAGACAACUGAUGUGGAUGACGUAGAAACUACUGUCUCUGGAAUUUUUUCGACAAAGUCAUCAACAGAAGAGUUGUUAACUUUAGCACCUCUGACCACAAUUCCACAGACAACUGGCCCUAGUGAUGUAGAAGAGUUGUCAACUAAAAAACCUCUGACCACAAUUCCACAGACAACUGGUCAAAGUGAUGUAGAAACUACUGUCUCUGGAAUUUUUUCGACAAAAUCAUCAACAGAAGAGUUGUCAACUUUAGCACCUCUGACCACAAUUCCACAGACAACUGGCCCAAGUGAUGUAGGAACUACUAGAUCUGGAAUGUCUACGACAGAGGAAUCUACAGAAGAGAUGUCAACUGAAUCACCUCCUACCACAAUUUCACAGACAACUGGCCCAAGUGAUGUAGAAACUACUAGAUCUCCAAUGUUUACAACAGAGAAAUAUACAGAAGAGCUGUCAACUGAACCACCUCCUACCACAAUUUCACAGACAACUGGCCCAAGUGAUGUAGAAACUACUAGAUCUGGAAUGUCUACGACAGAAGAGAUGUCAAGUAAACCCCCUCUGACCACAAUUCCACAGACAACUGAUGUAGAUGAUGUAGAAACUACUAGAUCUGGAAUUUCUACGACAAAGUUAUUAACAGAAGAGUUGUCAACUGAAACACCUCUCACCACAAUUCCACAGACAACUGGCUCAAGUGAUGUAGAAACUACUAGAUCUGAAAUGUCUACGAAAGAGGAACUUACCGAAGAGUUUUCAACUGAAACACCUCUCACCACAAUUCCGCAGACAACUGGCCCAGGGUAUGAAUUGUCAACCGAAUCCUCUACCAAAAUUCCACAGACAAGUGACCCAAGUGAUGAAGAAUCUACAGAAGAGUGGUCUAAAGAAAAGGAUUGUUCAGAGGUAAACAAUUGUAGCACGUCAUCAGAAAGCGAAAGUAAAGAUUGUAAUGGAUCGCUGAGUUGUUCUUCAUCUUUAAGUAGCCUAGAAAAGGAUUGUGAAUUGUCAGGUAAAUGUGAUUUAUCUUUAGAAACUGCAGAUCAGGAUUGUGGUAAAAAUUGUGAUUCAAAAUAUUCGGAUGAAGAUUGUAAAAUAUCUGGAAAUUGUGAAGAAUCAUCAGAAAGUGUGUCAAAUAACGAAGCAAAUUGUGAAAGUUCUAAUAAUUGCGACGAGGGAGAGAAGAAAGGCUGCCAGAAUUCGAAAAAUUGUAACAUGUCAUCCGAUAGCGAAGAUACAAAUUGUAAAAAUUCCGAAAAUUGUAAUAAAUCAUCAGAAAGCGAAGAUAAAAGUUGUGACUGUGACUCAUCAGCAGAGAGUGUGUAUGAUGAAAGUUGUGGUAAAUCGGGGGAUUGUAAUAAGCCAUUAGAAAGCGAAGAAGAAAGCUGUGAUAAAACGAGUAAUUGUAACAGCGCAUCAGGAAGCAACGGAGAGGGAUGUGAUUGCAGCGAAUCCUCCGAAAAUUCCAACAAAAGAUGUGACAAAUCGAAGAAUUGUGACAAAGCAUCAAAUAGCGAAGAAAAAAGUUGUAAUAAAACCAGGAAUUGUAAUAAUUCAUCAGAAAGCUGUGACUGUGACUCAUCAUCAAAGAGCGUAGAUGAAAGUUGCAACAAAUCAGAGGAUUGCAACAAUACAUUAGACUCAUCAACGAAUAGCAAAGAGGAACAAUGUGACAAAUCAAAUGAUUGUAACAAAACGUCAGAGAGUGAAGAAAAAAGCUGUGAGAAAUCUAUGAAUUGUGACAAAUCAUUAGAAAGCGAAGAAAAAGGUUGUGACUGUAGCUUUUCUUCCGAAAAUGUCAACAAUAGUUGUAACAGUUCGAAAAAGUGUGACAAAUCUUUAGAUAGCAAAGAAAACACUUGUUACAAAUCAAAAAAUUGCGACAGUUUAUCAGAAAGCGAAGGAAAAAGUUGUGAUUGUGACUCUUCAUCAAAGAGCUUAAAUAAUAGUUGUGACAAAUCGAAGGAUUGUGAUAAAACACUAGAGAGCGAAGAAAAAAGCUGUGACAUCUCUAGAAAUUGUGAUAAUUCAUCAGAAUCGGAAGAUAGAAGUUGUGAUGGGUCGAAGAAUUGUGAUAAAUCGUUCGAAAGUGCCGAAAAAGAUUGUAAUAAAUCGAAUGGGAGAGAUUGUGAUACAUCUUCCAUCAGCGCAAUGUCAUCACAACAAAAAAUGCCAUUUCCAAAGAUACGGAAGCAUCAACGAAGAGUUCAAAUGAAAAAAGAUUAACCGACGAAAAAGUAACUACAGAUUCAACUUUAUUGUCACAAUCGACCACAUCUUCAAAAAAUUUUGUCACAAAUAAAGAAAUAUUAACAACUGAAAAGCCCGAUUGUAUCUCAGCAAAAUCAACUAACCAGCCAUUGGAACCCGUAUCAA